AAAAAAACAAACAGCCGCCGCCACCGGAACGAAACAAAUCCAACACGCACCGAAACUCCAAUCCAUCCGAUGGCCGGCGGCGGCGGGCGGGCGGCGGUUUCGCUGCUGACGAAGGCGGCGCAGGCGGCGGCAGGGCUGGGGCUGGCGGCGUCGGCGGCGUCGACGGCGCUGUACACGGUGGACGGAGGGCAGCGGGCCGUCAUCUUCGACCGGUUCCGCGGCGUGCUCCCGGAGACUUCGACGGAGGGGACGCACUUCAUCGUCCCCUGGCUCCAGAAGCCCUACAUCUUCGACAUCCGCACGCGGCCGCACAGCUUCUCCUCCACCUCGGGGACCAAGGACCUGCAGAUGGUCAGCCUCACGCUCCGCGUCCUGGCCCGCCCCGACGUCGAGCGGCUGCCGGACAUCUUCACCUCGCUCGGCCUCGAGUACGACGAGAAGGUGCUCCCCUCCAUCGGCAACGAGGUGCUCAAGGCCGUCGUCGCGCAGUUCAACGCCGACCAGCUCCUCACCGAGCGGCCCCACGUCUCCGCGCUCGUCCGCGACUCCCUCAUCCGCCGCGCGCGCGAGUUCAACAUCGUCCUCGACGACGUCGCCAUCACCCACCUCGCCUACGGGCCGGAGUUCUCCCAGGCCGUCGAGAAGAAGCAGGUCGCGCAGCAGGAGGCGGAGCGCUCCAAGUUCCUCGUCGCGCGCGCGGAGCAGGAGAGGCGGGCCGCCGUCGUCCGCGCGGAGGGGGAGAGCGAGGCCGCGCGCCUCAUCUCCGAGGCCACUGCUGCCGCGGGCACCGGCCUGAUCGAGCUCAGGAGGAUCGAGGCCGCCAAGGAGAUCGCCGGGGUGCUGGCGCGCUCGCCCAAUAUCUCGUACAUCCCGGCCGGCGACAGCAGCCAGAUGCUUCUUGGCCUCAGUGGCGCUCGGUGAAUGAAUCGUCAAUUUCUCUUUAGUGAAUUGCAUUCUAUUAGCACAUUAAGAUUUUAUCAUGGUAUGAUACAAUGCUCAUAAAUUUCCACUGACGGAGGAGGCUUUGUCGAACAAUUGCUGCAAUUUAUGUGCCCAAAAUAUGCUCUAAUGCGAUCCGAAGAUUGAUGCAAUUUAUGCUCCCAAAAUAUGCUCUAUUGUGAUCCUUCAACAAUGAUCUCAUUAGCUUUGGCAAUAUGUUGAAUAUUUUGUGAUCCUUCAACUAUUGCAAUUCAAGCAUAUUAUUUGUUUACAAAUUUGUGUUUGUCUGGCUACUGCCCUACAUUGCCUUUGAUGUCUUGUUCCGUUUUACCGGUUUAUAUUUUUCUGGUUUUGCUGUCAUUGAACACAAAU
Messenger RNA from Oryza brachyantha (malo sina), 1311 nucleotides. RefSeq names its product prohibitin-3, mitochondrial-like. Lineage: Eukaryota; Viridiplantae; Streptophyta; Magnoliopsida; Poales; Poaceae. The record is from RefSeq and is a predicted model, not a curated record. The coding region runs from base 70 to 921 and encodes 283 amino acids. Gene Ontology annotation, biological process: mitochondrion organization. The transcript has a single exon. Gene Ontology annotation, cellular component: membrane; mitochondrion.